Messenger RNA from Colletotrichum siamense, 705 nucleotides. RefSeq names its product Cytochrome b-c1 complex subunit Rieske. The coding region runs from base 1 to 705 and encodes 234 amino acids. The transcript is spliced from 4 exons. Gene Ontology annotation, molecular function: 2 iron, 2 sulfur cluster binding; quinol-cytochrome-c reductase activity. NCBI's taxonomy places the organism in Eukaryota, Fungi, Ascomycota, Sordariomycetes, Glomerellales, Glomerellaceae. Gene Ontology annotation, cellular component: membrane. Gene Ontology annotation, biological process: mitochondrial electron transport, ubiquinol to cytochrome c. The record is from RefSeq and is a predicted model, not a curated record.
AUGGCGCCCCUCGCACACGCUUCCCGCACCUGCCUGCGGCAACUGGCGCGAAGCAGCCCCUCCGCGACGGCUGCGCGCGCCCUCAGCACCUCGGCCGCCCGGAACGACGCCACUGCCACGAGCUACUCGAGCCCCUUCAAGGGCGCCCAGAAGGGCAGCCAGAUCCCCGACUUCAGCAAGUACAUGAGCAAGGGCUCUGCUCAGGGCAACCACCUCAUCUCAUACUUCAUGGUCGGCACCAUGGGCGCCAUCACCGCCGCCGGCGCGAAGUCCACCGUCCAGGAGUUCCUCGUCAACAUGUCCGCCUCCGCCGACGUUUUGGCCAUGGCCAAGGUCGAGGUUGACCUGAACGCCAUUCCCGAGGGCAAGAACGUUAUCAUCAAGUGGAGAGGCAAGCCCGUCUUCAUCCGCCACCGCACCCAGGCCGAGAUCGACGAGGCCAACAAGGUCUCCGUUGCCUCUCUCCGUGACCCCCAGGCCGAUGACGACCGUGUCAAGCAACCCGAGUGGCUUAUCAUGUUGGGUGUCUGCACGCACUUGGGUUGUGUGCCCAUCGGCGAGGCUGGUGACUACGGCGGUUGGUUCUGCCCCUGCCACGGUUCUCACUACGAUAUCUCCGGCCGUAUCAGGAAAGGACCCGCCCCCCUCAACCUCGAGAUCCCCGAAUACGAGUUCCCCGAGGAGGGCAAGCUGGUCAUCGGUUAA